AUGGCUGAGGCAAACAUAGGUAGCAGGUGGUCUUUACAGGGGAUGACAGCUUUGGUCACUGGGGGAUCUCAAGGAAUAGGAUAUGCUAUUGUGGAGGAGCUGGCACAGCUUGGGGCCACUGUUUACACUUGCUCUCGGAAUCAUUCUCAACUCAAUGAAUCAUUACAUGAAUGGGCUACAAAAGGAUACAAAGUUAUGGGUUCAGUUUGUGACGUGUCAUCUCGUGCAAACAGAGAGGAGCUCAUAACUAGAGUCUCAUCUGAGUUUAAUGGCAAACUCGAUAUCCUAGUGAACAAUGUGGGAACGAACAUUCAGAAACCGACCAUGGAAUACACAGGGGAAGAUUUCUCAUUUCUGGUGAAUACAAAUCUUGAAUCCGCUUUCCAUAUAAGCCAGCUAGCACAUCCUUUGCUAAAAGCUUCAGAAACUGCAAGCAUCAUUUUCAUAUCCUCCAUUGCUGGUGUGGCAUCCAUAAAUGUAGGAUCCGUUGUGUAUAGUGCAACAAAAGGAGCAAUGAACCAAAUGACCAAAAAUUUGGCAUGUGAAUGGGCCAAAGAUAAUAUAAGGACUAAUUGUGUUGCACCAGGGGCAAUCCGAACCCCUACAGGUGACAAGCACUUCAAAGACGAAAAACUUAAUAAUGCUUUCACUUCAAGAACCCCUCUUGGGAGGAUUGGAGAUUCAAACGAGGUGUCUUCCUUGGUGGCAUUCCUAUGCUUACCAGCAGCCUCUUACAUUACAGGACAAACAAUCUGUGUUGAUGGCGGGUUAACAGUGAAUACUAUCUAUUUUAAAGAUGAAAAACUUCUUAAUGCUUUCAUUUCAAGAACCCCUCUUGGGAGGAUAGGAGAGGCAAAUGAGGUGUCUUCUUUGGUGGCAUUCCUCUGCUUACCAUCAGCCUCUUACAUUACAGGACAGACAAUUCCUGCUGAUGGUGGGUUAACAGUGAAUGGUGUCCAUAUAAGCCAUCUUUAGAAGCAACACUUUCGGUGUUUGGUCUGAUACACUCUUGUAUUACCUUUUUAUAUUGAUGUUAAGAAUA
Molecule: messenger RNA, 1042 nt
Organism: Abrus precatorius (Indian licorice)
Lineage: Eukaryota; Viridiplantae; Streptophyta; Magnoliopsida; Fabales; Fabaceae
Product: tropinone reductase-like
Exons: 6
Coding region: 1-975 (324 amino acids)
Molecular function (GO): oxidoreductase activity
Source: RefSeq, a predicted model, not a curated record